CCUCCUUGCAUAAACAGUUGAUACCGCACCUUCACUUUCACCAAGUCCGGCUCUUCUUCUUCCCCAUGUCGACGGCCAAGGUGUUGCUCCCGGUGCCUAAGUCUGUCUCUCACCAUCAUCAAAGGAACCCUCUUCGCCUCGCCUUUGCCCAUGGCUCCACCGAAGCAUUCUUCCCGCCUAGUAUCCGUCGUCGCCCCUCCCUCCACUCGAUUCGCACGAGGUCUCGGAAGAUAUCUGCUUGUACGGCAUAUGUCGAGAGCAGGCCGUUGGGGGAACGAAAUGUAAACCGACAAAACAUGGAUCGGGAGGCCAGGAUAAGGAAGCAGCUACAAAACCCAAAAUUCUCGCCAUCACCGUAUGACACGGCAUGGGUAGCUAUGGUUCCAUUGCCGGGUUCUCUUCAGGAUCCAUGUUUCCCACAGUGUGUGGAAUGGAUAUUGCAAAACCAACAUGGCAAUGGAUAUUGGGGAUCCGGUGAAUUUGACUCACCAGCCAGCAGGGAUGUUCUGUUAUCCACAUUGGCAAGUGUUAUUGCACUUAAGAAAUGGAAUGUUGGCCCUGAGGAAAUAAUGAGAGGACUACAAUUUAUUGGAAGAAAUUUCUCUAUAAUCAUGGAUGAGCAGACAACUGCUCCAAUUGGCUACAAUCUCACUUUCUCUUCUUUGCUCAUCCUGGCCAUUGAGAUGGGUCUGGAACUUCCCGUUAGCCAUGCCGACAUUAAUGUGAUAGUUCGCCAUCGGGAGAUGGAAAUAGAAAGACUUGACGCGGAGAAAUCUUCGACGAAAGAAGUAUACUCAUCUUAUGUUGCUGAAGGGUUAGUAAACGUGCUAGACCUGAGUGAAGUUAUGACGUUCCAAAAGAAGAACGGAUCAUUGUUCAACUCUCCAUCCGCAACUGCUGCUGCAUUAAUUCGCAACUAUGAUCUGGGAGCCUUCGAAUACCUAAAUUUGAUUGUCAGUGAAUUUGGAAGUGCAGUACCUGCAAUGUAUCCACUAACGGUACAUUAUCAGCUUUCUAUGGUGGAUACGCUCCAAAAGGUCGGAAUAUCUCGUUUUUUUUCUUCUGAGAUAAAUCACAUUUUGGACAAGACAUAUAGUCUGUUGUUAAAGAGAGACGAUGAAAUCAUGUCCAAUGUAGAAACAUGUGCAGUGGCGUUUCGUAUUUUACGAAUGAAUCGUUAUGAUGUGUCCUCAGAUGUGUUGUCCCAUGUUGCUGAAGCGUCCACUUUACUUGACCCACCUCAAGAAUAUGUUACUGAUACAAAAUCCCUAUUGGAACUAUACAAGGCUUCAAAAGUUAUUUUGUCACAAAAUGAAUUGGUCUUGGAGAAAAUUGAAAAAUGGUCGAGAAGCUUGUUAAAGGAAAUAAUGUGCAGUGAUAUGGCCCAAAGAAUACCUGCGGUCAUUGAAGAGGUAGAGUAUGCUCUUAAAAUUCCAUUCUAUGCCACAGUGGACCCUCUAGAUCACAAGUGGAGCAUUGAACAUUUUGAUGCAAUGGAUUCUCAUAUGAUGAAGACAAAAUACAUAAUCAGGUCAUGUGGUGUCAAUAAAGAUAUUCUUGCUUUGGCUGUUGAGGACUUCUGUGUUUCUCAAUCUAUUUACCAGCGUGAAGUCGAGCACCUUGAUAGUUGGGAGAAAGAGUGCAGGCUUGGGGAGCUACAAUUUGCACGACAGAAGAUGAAAUAUUGUUAUCUCUGCGCUGCUGCCUCCAUAACUCCACAUGAACUGUCUGAAGCUCGUGUUGCUUGUGCCAAAGCUACUAUACUCACAAUUGUCAUUGAUGACUUCUUCGAUUCUGGAGCAGGAUCACCCGAAGCACUAGCAAACCUCAUAAGUUUAGCUGAGAAAUGGGAGGAUCCUCAUGAAGAUGACUUCCACUCAGAGGAGGUUAAAAUUCUAUUCUAUGCUCUGUAUAAAACAAUGAACCAGAUUGCGGCAGCUGCUUCUCCAUUACAAAACCGUGAUGUUACCAAGGAGCUGGUUGAAACAUGGCUAGCUCUAAUGAGGACUGAGAUGACUGAGGUAGAAUGGAGAAAUAGCAAACAUCUACCAAGUUUUGAGGAAUACAUGAAGGUCGCAUAUGUCUCGUUUGCACUAGGUCCCAUUGUGCACACACCAAUGUAUUUUCUCGGAGUAAACUUCCCGGAGCACGUGCUCAGGGAUGAAGAGUAUGAUGAGUUAUUUACCAUAAUGAGCUCAUGUUGCCGUCUUUUGAACGAUAUUCGAGGCUUUGAGAGGGAGCUCAGCCAUGGUAAACUAAAUAGCACUUUACUGCUUGUUCGUCACAGUGGUGGCUCCCUGUCCAUAGAAGAGGCUAAACAGGAGAUACAGAGGUCCAUAGCUUCACUAACAACAGACCUGCUAAGGUUGCUUCUUAGAGAAGAUAAAGUUGUUCCCAUGCCAUGCAAGGAGAUCUUCUGGAGGUUCAACCAGACAGGUCACCUGUUCUACACUCGGAUCGAUGGUUUCACCUCGCCGGAGGAAAUGGUUGGCGCUGUGAAUGCAGUGGUCUACGAUCCCCUGAAGCUCCAAGGUGGAACCGUCCCAUCUUUGUCUGCUCAAUUGGAAAAUUAAGAACAUAUAAAUUAAUAAAGGAUGCUAGGUUUGACCCUAU
Hordeum vulgare subsp. vulgare (domesticated barley) is the source of this 2613-nucleotide messenger RNA. RefSeq names its product ent-kaur-16-ene synthase, chloroplastic-like. Gene Ontology annotation, biological process: diterpenoid biosynthetic process. Lineage: Eukaryota; Viridiplantae; Streptophyta; Magnoliopsida; Poales; Poaceae. The transcript is spliced from 14 exons. The record is from RefSeq and is a predicted model, not a curated record. The coding region runs from base 66 to 2573 and encodes 835 amino acids. Gene Ontology annotation, molecular function: magnesium ion binding; terpene synthase activity.